UCUGGAAUUCGUUCCAAUUAUACCAUCUAUAAACGUGGCUUCAGACCUCCAGCAUCAGUACCAGCACAUACCCACCUUUGUAAACUAGGCCUUAUUACAAUAAGUGAAAGCUCCAUUCCACUAUACCGUCGAUUUUUCUCAAGCGCUUUGCUCGGAAAUCUCCGAAUAGAACAUUUUAGUGUCAGGUUGGACUUUGUAUCAUUGGACUCCGUACAGUUAUCUAGCCUUACAUUUUAAUUAAAUGUAAUCCGCAGAUUCAUUCAAAACACCCAUAGGUGCAACAAAGGCAGCGCAUUCAGUCGUGCGAUUUUUGAGUGAAGUGUAAUCAGUGGAAAAAAUUAUUUUUUAAUUGUUUCCUGUGGCCAAGGUUUUUUCGUGUUAGAUUUGUUAACAUGUCGCGAUUAAUUCUUAAGGGUGCUCCACUCGUACAAAGCUUCCAAAAUUGCGGGUUUUUAUCCGUAAUUCCGAACAGUUCAAGGUUUAGGAAAUGCAAUUUUUUGAACCAGAGUAAGAGGUUCAGCAGUGGCGUAGUGCAGUCGCCUCUGGGGCCGGGGAAAAAAAUCCCCAGUGUGAAUUUAAUUGACUAUAUUUAUCAAGACAGCGAAAAAUGGGUGAAAGAGCCGGCCACAACUUGUGCCAUCUCGGGUCGUUCUUACACCUACGGAAUGUUGCGCAUGCUCAUCAACCGGUGUGCGCAAGCGCUCCUGGGUCACUGUGGUAUGAAACCCCGCGAAGUCGUGGGACUACUUUUACCCAACAUCCCCGAAUUUACCAUAAUUUGUCAUGGUGCCAUUGAGGCUGGAUUGACGGUGACUUUCGUCAACCCGUUGUACACUCCUGACGAAAUUAAACGCCAGUUUGACAACGCCGGGGUUAAAAUGAUUGUCACAAUACCGCUUUUACUGGAAGUCGCGUUGACCAUAGCACCCCAUUUGGCAAACUAUAGAAGUACCGUGUGUAUUGGUGGGGAGGACGAUCCUUCUAAGAACGUCCACGGGCUUCAGACUUUGCUGAUGGCGGAGCACGAGUCGGAGCUCCCUGGAUUGAACCCUCAAGAGACUGCGAUUUUGCCGUACUCGAGUGGUACCACUGGACUUCCGAAAGGGGUGAUGCUGUCGCACUAUAAUUUAGUGGCGAAUUUGGUACAAGGGGAUCAUCCAGCUUUGGAAGAUAAAUUCAACAGAGAUGGUAAACCACACACGGUACUGACAGUACUGCCGUUCUUCCACAUUUUCGGCUUCAACGGGAUUUUGAACCUUAGUCUCAGACAUGGGGCUCACGUUGUCAGUAUUCCGCGGUUCACUCCAGAGGACUACAUUAAGGCGUUAGUCCAAUACAAACCCACUUUUGUCCUCGUUGUUCCCUCUCUUCUUCUAUUUCUAUCAACCCAUCCAGCUGUCACUAAAGAGCACCUAAGUUCUCUGGAAGCAGUACAGUCCGGGGCUGCCCCUCUAACCGAAGGUCUUCUCCAAAAGUUCCGCCAGAAGAUCGAUAGAGACGACGUUUUGAUUAGACAAGGUUAUGGUAUGACUGAAACGUCUCCAGUGACGUUCUGCAUGCCCAGAUUGACACCUCCGUCCAAGAUUGGUACCAUCGGGCUACCAUAUCCCGGGACUGAGGCCAAAGUUAUUAGUUUGACGACUGGGGAAACUUUGGGGACCCAUAAAUCGGGAGAACUCCUGGUUAGAGGGCCACAGGUCAUGAUGGGGUACUUAAACAAUGAACAAGCCACUGCAGAAACCCUGGACAAAGAUGGGUGGCUGCACACAGGCGACGUGGCGUACUACGACGAAGAUAGCUACUUUUAUAUUGUGGAUAGAUGCAAGGAGUUGAUUAAGGUGAAAGGAAACCAGGUUUCGCCCACCGAGCUCGAGAACCUGCUGCUCGAGAUGCCCGGUGUGGCCGACGUGGCCGUGGUGGGAAUGCCCGACGCCCUCGCGGGAGAGGUUCCCAGGGCUUUUAUCGUGCGCCACCCAGGGAGCAAUUUCAGCGAAGACGACGUUUUGCUCUACAUUAACCCGAAAGUGGCCCACUAUAAAAAAAUUGCCGGAGGCGUUAAGUUCGUCGAGACCAUCCCCAGGAAUCCCAGCGGAAAAAUUCUAAGGAACGAGCUCAGAGUGCACGCCUAAAUUCUGUUUUGUUUUUGUACAUAGGCUAGGCUUAAACUGAUAUGAUUUUAUUAUACUGUGUUUAUGUUUUAUAAUGAAGUGCUUGUUUGUAAAUACACUUUUUUACGUA
This is a messenger RNA of Zophobas morio, 2238 nucleotides long. RefSeq lists its product as uncharacterized. Gene Ontology annotation, molecular function: long-chain fatty acid-CoA ligase activity. The transcript has 6 exons. Gene Ontology annotation, biological process: long-chain fatty acid metabolic process; fatty-acyl-CoA biosynthetic process. The coding region runs from base 393 to 2129 and encodes 578 amino acids. The record is from RefSeq and is a predicted model, not a curated record. Lineage: Eukaryota; Metazoa; Arthropoda; Insecta; Coleoptera; Tenebrionidae.